AUUCGCUUCUUUUUACUCUCUACUGUAUAUUUUCUCUACUAUUACUAUGACCUCUACUCUCAAUAAUCCUACUUCCAUGACCACCGCCGGUGAUCACGUCAACACAACCAAUGACUUGAACCAUAAAGCCACGGCUGAUCACGGUUCCAAAGAUCAUACUUUACCCAGCACACAUGAAAAGGCACAUAAUAGUAGUUCUACCACUACUCCUGCCAAGUCUACCGACCGCCCUGUUAAUGACGACCGAUCACCUCAGGAGAAAUCGCGCGAUGAGAAAUUAAAGAUGCUCGAAGUCGUCCGCGGCAUGCGUAAUGGAAAAUUCCCUACCAAUCAACAUAUGAACCGUCUCUUUGACAAAGCCUUACAGAACAAAGUCAUUCAUGAUCGCCAGCACUUGAUGUCGCCCGAUGGCCAACGUCUCUUGAAGGAUUUUCAAGACCUUUUGCGUGUUUUGAAGCAGACAUUGGACACCAAGAACAAGGAUGAACUCUUCCAGUCCAUGGUGUACCAUUUGCAUUGCAUGGAUGCUCCCUUGAACAAAGAGUCUGUGAAGAAUGCCAACAUCGCUCCCAAUACCAACAAGGAAGAAUUCAAGCAGGAAGCUAAAGGAGGUGCCGUCGCUUUCUUAAAGAUUAUUCGUCUGAUCCUCAUCAAUGGUGAAUUCCGUGAAACCUUGAAUGACCUCAUGGCAAUCACUCAGGAAGCCUUUGGCGAUGCCGUUGAUAACCUUGGUGACUCGUUGGAUCAAGCCAACGAUAAGCUCAACGAAAGCUCCCAACGUGUGACUCAGACCGACAACCGCACCGGUUUCUUGGACCAGUUGACUGACAAGAUUGAUCAAAAGUGUGAAGAAUUGGAUCAGCCCGAAUCCUUGACCACGCAAAACAAGAGCACCUUUGACUCCACUGGUAACAACGCUACUGGCUACAAUGAAAACGAUGCCGUCUCCAACACGAUGAACCAAGCCGGUCUCCAGACCCACCAAGGUCAACAACAAGGCCAGAUUGCCAACUUUGAUCCCUCCAACAACGAAAACGUGCAACAGACCAAGGAACAGACUCAGCAGAAGACCCAAGAGUUGCAAGCUGAAGCUAGACAGAGAGCCGAGGAGCACAAGCAGUCAGCCAAGCAAUACGCUAGAGAAAAGUUCCCCGAGGAGAAGCAAGAACAGAUCAUCAACCGUCUCAAGAAGACUCUUCGUGACAUUCAAAGCCAUCCCGAGUAUGAAGAUGCCAUCAACACCCUCAUUCGUCUCUUCAAGUCUUGGGGUAACCGUGCUGUUGAGGUCGCUCAAAAUGCCGCUGAUCAUGCCAACACUCAAGUGAGCGAUGUUCGUGAAGAUGAUCACUGGUCCAAGGUCGAAAUCGAAGUCAAGACCAUUCUCGAAGAUUGGGCUCAAGGCCAGUCUUUGAAUCCUUUGGUCGAGAACGUCAAGCAAGUGAUGCAGGACAUUAAGGAAGAUGAGAAGCUUAGAGACUAUAUCCAAGAGUGGACCGAUUACAUUCACCGUUUGUUGAAGGAAACUGGCUAUGUCGAUGAAGAAGCUUCUACCAAGGAUGGCGAAAAGUUGGUGGAAAAGGGCCGCCAGGUCGUCAAGGAGCGUUACCGUGGUCAUGUCAACCAGCUUAUUGAUCAUGCCAGAUCCUACACCAAUGCUAUGGCUGAAGAUCCUAUUUCCAAGGACAUCAACAGCGUUUUCAAGGCCAUCCAUCAAGACCUCUGGUUCGACCAGGAGGGUAACCCCGCAUUCAAGCCUCAGCUUCUCAACGAUAUGCGUCUGACCUUGCUGCCUGCCAUGAUUGAGCAGAUCAAGUAUAUUCCUAUUCCUCGUAUUGAAUAUGCUGACAAGCAGUUCGACGUUGUUGUUGAGAAUGUUAUCCUUUCCGGUGACUCGUUGUUGCCCAACAUGUGUGAAGUCAAGUUGGAGAACUUCUCCCGCUUCUCUCCCAAGUCGGACGUUGAGCCUAUCAACCGCCAGAUCGUCAACAUUACCAUGAAGAACAUCCAAGCCGAACUCGAUGAUGUGGUCUUUUACUACAAGAAGAAGACCGGUUUUCCCCGCAUGUCCGAUCGUGGUGUGGCUGCUAUGGAAAUUGGCGGCAAGGGUAUCGAUGUCACUCUCAAGCUUCACACCACCGAUGAUCCCAAGCAUGUGUUGAAGGUCGUCGUCUGCAAGGCUCAUGUUAGCAACCUCAAAUUCAAGGUCAAGGACAGCAAGCACGAUCUCUUGUACAAGACCAUUCACCCUAUGGUGAUCGGUAUUGUUCGCAAGCAAAUGGCCAAGGCCAUCGAGCUCAAGAUCUUGGAUAUGAUUGAUACAAUUGAUCAAAAACUUGUGGCCAACAUCUGGGGCAUGCAAGCCAAGGCCGAUAUGAACGCUCGUCAAGCCGAGAUCCAUGCCCGUCAAUUGAAGGGCGAAGAUGUCAAGGAUGCUUCCGCGGCUCAACGUUCUAGCCAACCUCAGCGUGUUUCGAAGCGUCCCAGCUUGUUCUCUACUUUGGUCACCAUGAUCAACAACAACCUCAAGAUGAAGGCUACCCGUCGUGCCGUCAAGAAGAAGGAGCAGUUGGCCGAAGUUCAAAAGGAAAUUAACGAGAACCCCGCCACCAUGCCCAAAGAGGAAUUUGUGAAGAAGUCUGACAAAGCUUUGCCUCCUUCGGAUCCUACUCUUUUGGAAGAUAACCACAAGGAAACCCCGGCCGCCAUGCCCAAGGAAGAAUUUGUGAAGAAGACGGACAAUGCUUUGCCUCCUUCGGAUCCUCAGCUCAUGGAAGGUAACCACGCCGAUCCCCAUGCUGCCAAGGACCAUUUGACUCCUCCUCACUCUCCUACGGACAAGAAGCCCGAAUUGGCUCCUACCUCUGAGGCUGAGAAGCUCAUGCACGCCAAUGUCAUGGACACCACCAAGGACGAAAACCCGGCCAUGGCUGCCAUGCAUCACCGACCUGACGCUUCCAAGAACCCUGUGUUCAGUGCGGAUCAGCGCCGAUCCACUCUCCAAAAUGAGGAAACCAAACCUAAUGAAGUCCGCGUCUAAGGACGAAACGGAAUGUAAUCCAGUAACCGUUUGAUAUUUUAUACUUUUCUAUUCUCAUUUUUUUUCCCCUUUUUAAGUUUUACAUAAUCUUUUUUAUUUUUAUUUUGCAAAGAUCUACUUUGCAACUGGCAAUAUACGAGUACUAUGCUUAUUUUCAGUUCAAUAAAUCAUAUUCUUUUUUAUCGGUA
Radiomyces spectabilis is the source of this 3225-nucleotide messenger RNA. RefSeq lists its product as uncharacterized. The transcript is spliced from 4 exons. Lineage: Eukaryota; Fungi; Mucoromycota; Mucoromycetes; Mucorales; Radiomycetaceae. Gene Ontology annotation, molecular function: lipid binding. The record is from RefSeq and is a predicted model, not a curated record. Bases 47 to 3037 code for a protein of 996 amino acids.